Messenger RNA from Sebastes umbrosus (honeycomb rockfish), 6951 nucleotides. RefSeq names its product jagged canonical Notch ligand 2b (gene jag2b). Gene Ontology annotation, cellular component: plasma membrane; protein-containing complex. Gene Ontology annotation, biological process: cell communication; establishment or maintenance of epithelial cell apical/basal polarity; heterophilic cell-cell adhesion. The record is from RefSeq and is a predicted model, not a curated record. NCBI's taxonomy places the organism in Eukaryota, Metazoa, Chordata, Actinopteri, Perciformes, Sebastidae. Bases 289 to 4077 code for a protein of 1262 amino acids. Gene Ontology annotation, molecular function: Notch binding; calcium ion binding. The transcript is spliced from 26 exons.
CAUCCUCUCCUCAGGCUGUGUGGUGCUACAGGAACAUCUCAGUUGCUGUGUGGAGAGAUUUGACGGAGGGACACUCCUGUACAUGGACCAUCAUCAUCACUGCGCUGCAACACACACAUUACACUCACACACACACACGUAAUGCCUCGGUGGUGAAAUCCGGACGGACACAAAAAAACACGCAUGUGAAUAUUUUUUUUUUUGUGCAUGUCAGGAGAGGAGAGAGGAGGAACUAGUCGCCGGCUCGCGUCUAGCACUCUAUGUAUAUCACUCUAAUUCAUCAGAGGCAUGUGGAAUCGCACCAGGAUUAGGAAUUGCUUCCCAAUAGUGUGCCUGCUGCUGUUGACGUUAUGGACCGAGGUGUCCCAGUCAACCGGCUAUUUCGAGCUGCAGCUGAUCUCCGUGGAGAAUGUAAACGGCGAGUUGGCGGACGGAGAGUGCUGCGACGGCUCCAGGAGCUCCCAGGACCGGCGCUGCACCAGAGACGAGUGCGACACUUACUUCAAGAUGUGCCUGAAGGAGUACCAGACGGAGGUCAACACCAAAGGCCAGUGCACGUUUGGAGCUAACUCUACGCAAGUCCUUGGUGGGAAUAUGUUUUCUUUUAAGGGAGCAAAGAACAAAAUCGACGAUGCUGGCAAGAUUUGGAUCCCCUUCAAUUUCGCCUGGCCGCGGACGUACACGUUGAUCUUAGAGGCCUGGGACUGGGACAACGGCACACGCAACAUUGAGGAGGAGCUGAUGAUCGAACGCAGCAUUCACACCGGUAUGAUCAACCCCGGCGACCAGUGGCAGACCAUCCUGCACGACGGGCCGGUGGCUCGCUUCAUCUAUCGCAUCCGAGUACGGUGCAACGAUAACUACUACAGCAACAAGUGCAACAAGCUGUGUGUUCCUCGCGACGAUUACUUCGGCCACUAUCGCUGCGAGCCUUCGGGGGCUCAGGUGUGCCUGGACGGCUGGAUGGGCUCAGACUGCAGGACAGCAAUCUGCAAGCAAGGCUGCAACCUGUUACAUGGCAGCUGCUCUGUCCCAGGGGAAUGCAAGUGUAGCUACGGCUGGCAGGGCCAAUUCUGUGAUGAAUGUGUGCUCUACCCGGGAUGCGUCCACGGGACCUGCCACAUCCAGUGGCAGUGCAACUGCGAGAGGAACUGGGGUGGCCUGCUGUGCGAUAAAGAUCUGAACUACUGCGGUCGCCACCAGCCGUGUGUCAACGGAGGAACCUGCAUGAACACCGAACCAGACGAGUACUACUGCUCCUGUCCACAGGGAUACUCUGGCAAGACCUGUCAGAUAGCCGAGCACGCCUGUGUGUCUGAUCCUUGCGCCAACGGUGGGACAUGCCACGAGGUUUCCACAGGGUUCGAGUGCCAGUGUCCGCCGGGCUGGGAGGGUCUGACCUGUGCCAACAAUUUGGACGAGUGUGCAUCCAGUCCAUGUGCUCAGGGUGGAACCUGCAUCGACCUGGAGGACGGCUUCGAGUGUGUGUGCCCUCCACAGUGGGAGGGAAAGACCUGCCAGAUAGAUGCAAAUGAGUGUGCAGGAGAUCCCUGUGAAAACGCUUACUCUUGCAAAAAUUUGAUUGGCGGAUAUCACUGCGACUGUUUUCGGGGAUGGUCCGGACAAAACUGUGACAUCAACAUCAACGGCUGCCACGGUCAGUGCCUGAACGGAGCAACAUGCAAGGAGGGCCCGAGGAGUUACCACUGCCAGUGUCCUGCCGGUUUUGUGGGCACUCACUGUGAAAUCCAGAGGAACAAGUGUGACAGCAGACCGUGCCAGAACGGCGGCCAGUGCCACGCGGUGUUGGACGGCUUUGUGUGUCAGUGCCCACCACAGUUUGCUGGACAGCUGUGUGAGAUCUCUGGCUGGUCCCCCUCAGAUGCUUGUGAUCCAAACCCUUGUGAGAACGAGGCCAAGUGCCACAGCAUGGACCAGGACUUCUACUGCGCCUGUCCCGAAGGCUACGAGGGAAAGACGUGUGAGCGGCUCAAAGAGAACUGUCAAACCGCCCCGUGUCAAGUGAUUGACAGCUGCACUGUUGCUGUAGCAACCAACGACUCAGCUGGAGUGCGGCACAUCUCCUCCAACGUCUGCGGUCCACGAGGACGCUGCAUCAGCCAGCCAGCGGGCAACUUCACCUGCAUGUGUGAUCCGGGUUUCAGCGGCAUCUACUGUCAUGAAAAUAUCAACGACUGCAUCAGCAACCCCUGUGGAAACGGAGGGACCUGCAUCGAUGGAGUGAACUCCUUCCAGUGCUUCUGUCCUGACGGCUGGGAGGGUCGACUCUGCGACCUCAACGUCAACGAGUGCAGACACAACCCGUGUAAGAACGGCGGGCGCUGCGUCGACCUGGUGAACGACUUCUACUGCGAGUGUGCCGACAACUGGAAGGGCAAGACCUGCCAUUCCCGCGAGAGUCAGUGUGACGCAACCACCUGCAGCAACGGAGGCACCUGCUACGACCACGGGGACGCCUUCCGCUGUGCCUGCCCGCCUGGUUGGGGAGGAAACACAUGCAACACAGCCAAGAACAGCACAUGCGCCUCCAGUCCUUGUUCCAACGGUGGGACCUGUGUGGGAGGAGGAGACACCUUCACCUGCAUCUGCAAAGAGGGCUGGGAAGGCCCCACCUGCGGCCAAAAUAUAAACGACUGCAACCCUCAUCCAUGUUACAAUGGCGGUAUCUGUGUGGACGGAGUCAACUGGUUUCGCUGUGAGUGCGCUCCCGGUUUCGCCGGACCAGACUGCCGAAUCAACAUAAACGAGUGCCAGUCUUCACCCUGUGCCUACGGCGCCACCUGUGUGGAUGAGAUCAACGGUUUCCGCUGCAUCUGUCCGCUUGGUAGAACAGGAGCCCGAUGCCAAGAGUUUAUAGGUAUUGGGAAGACUUGCCGCUAUGCUGGUUUGCAGUUUCCACACGGCAGCCACUGGGAGGAAGAGUGCAACAGCUGCCAUUGCAUCAAUGGCAAAGUGGACUGUACAAAGGUGCUGUGUGGUCGUCGUCCCUGCCGGCUCCAGUCUUCAGGCGAGGACCAGAGACAGUCCUGCCCGGCUGGACGAGAGUGUGUGGAGCACAGCUACCUCACGUGCUUCACCCCCCCCUGCCACCAGUGGGGGGUUUGUUCCAUGGCUAGACCGUCUCCUCCACAAGCAGCCACCAAGUGCCAGCCGAACACCGCGCAUCUGGACAACAGCUGUGGCCGCGUAACGCUCGUCUUCAACAGAGACAAAGUACCACCAGGAACAACAGUGGAGAACAUCUGCUAUGAGCUGAGGUAUCUUCCCGACACCCAAAGCCUGGCAAAAGACCACGCCCUUUUGCUGCUGUGUGACCUCUCCCAUUCGAAUCAGGAUGCUGUAGAGGUUGCUAUAUCCUUCCAGCCGGAGGAUCUACCAGACCACAGUCUAAUCCAGGAGGCAGCCAGCGCCAUAGUGGGCACCUUGUCCAAGCGGCACAACAGCACCGUGAUGCUGGCAGUCAUUGAGGUCAAAGUGGAAACGCAGGUCAUGCCCCCCUCAGUGGCAGAUUACCUGGUGCCUCUACUGUGUGUGGUCUUCUGCUUGCUCUGCCUCUUCUGCAUCAUCGUAUGCGUUUGGUGGACGCGCAAACGGAGAAAAGAGCGCGAGAGGAACGCGCGAUCGGCCGCCGACGACAACGUGAACAACCAGUGGCAGCCGCUUCGGCUCGUCGUGGGACGUCAGCAGCAGCAGCCGCAGGGGCUGAAGGAAAGCAACAGGGAUGCCGAGCAGGAGCGCAAAAAGCUCAUGGGCCCCUCCUAUCGGACGUGUGACGAGGGGGAGGAGGAGGAGGAGGAGGAGGAGACGGAAGGCGAGCUUGAGCUCGAGGAGGAGGAGUGCGGCGGAGGAGGAGCAGAGGCGGGAAAGCAGCCCGUUUCUAAGUACUCUAAGACUGCAGUGCAGUCCAGUGGGGGAGUGAUCUGUACCAUGCACAGCUCCAGUUCACCCCUCAAAGCGCCCCACCGGACCCCAGGCUACAGCCCCAAAGACAACCGCUGGAAAAAUGUCAGUGCCGUCUUGACUGGUCAGAAAGACCUCAGAGACCAUUGUGUAUAAGAAAUUUAAACAAAAUGACUCGCAAUGUGGAAGCGAGAGAAGCUGCAAGGCAGCGACUAUUCUUAUUUUUGGACUACUUUUUGGGAAGAAAAACAGGCUUUGUUAUUUUUAAUAAGCCGUUCUUUUUGCGUUGUUUCCAUGUUUUCGUCGUCACUGUCACCUGAAAUGCUUUUUUUGAUUCAGGAGGCUAGAGCACAGUGAACAUCCUUUUUUGCUUCUGUUCACUUAUUUUUCUUUAAUUAUGUACAGAAGGAGCUGAAAUGUAACAAUUUUUUCAGGAGGCAAAAUAAGCUCUCUGCGAUUUUUUUGUUAUGGCUUUGUACCAUUUAAGAAACGAUGAAUCAUCGAAAAGGAGGAGAAAAAACCAACCUGUAUAAAGAUUUUUUUUUUGUUUACAGAUGGUUAUGAUUUUGUUAAAUUGUCAGCGGUCCUGUUCAGUGUCUGUUGGGGGGGGGCAGAUACACAUUAAAGGGACAGUAAAGGAAGGGUUGUGAGGGAAACGGACUGUUGCAGCCACAGUAACAGAGGAAGCCCUCCCUUUGCUCUGUCUCUUCCCGGCUUUGCCCACCGAUCCACCUGUGGCCGUCAUGCGCCAGCCUUACCAAAACACUUGGCCUGGAGGGGGAGAGGGGACAGAAACCCCAGUGCCUACUAUGUGGCCUUCCAUUUUAUUUUUCUCCUGUCUCUCAGUUGUCUUGGCUGAAAGCUCUGUUUGAGGAUUUUUUUGCAGUAUUUGAGUUGGUAGCAAGUGCCUUUCCAAGAGCCGCGUCGAGGCUCCGAGUCGCGCUGCCCAGUUUGACCUCCUUGUUCUCAAAUCUCAAAGGGAUAUAAGUGUACAUCUAGAGAGUUCAAUUUCACAGCAACGCCAUUCAAGGUAUUUGAUCAAAACAGAAAUGAAUACUCUGUACAUAUGUGUAAAUACUAAAGGAGUCGCUGUGUAUAUUUGAAAUAAGUAACUUAAAGACAAGUCACACAUUUUUAUUAUUAUUAUUAUUGUUAUUAUUAUUAUUAUGAUUAAUAUUAUUUUUAUUUUUUUUACAACGCCAUUCCUUUUAUUUAUGCCAGUCGAAAUAGGCACGUUUUAUAACACUUCAUAUCCAGAGUCCCACAGUUAAGAACCUUUACAAUGAGGUACCACCGAUGAAGGAGUUUCUGACGGGUUUAGAGAUGGUUUGUCACGAGGAGGACGCAUUUCUUUUUGUUUGUGUCGCAUCAAUAGUUGUGGCUACAUAUUUAGUGAUUUUUAGUUACGGCAACUCGGUAAUGCUUUUCAACUUCAACGUUAUACCGUUAAAAUAACUGGCCAAAAGGUUGCUACUUCCAUUUCCAAAUUUCGAUGAUAAAACACUGUCUUUUUCGUGGCUAUAUGUGGUCCAACCAUAGAAAUAGAGUAGGAGUAGAACGGACAUUGAGCUACUUUCCGUGGUCAUUUGACUAGUACAGAAGAAAAAAUGGCGAUUGUUGUUCGUUGUAACGGUGACAAUACACGUCAGUAGGGCCGUAAAGUGAUGUCGUAGCUCCAGGGAGACGGAUGGCUGGCUAGUUAACUAGGUAGCUUGUCCUUGAAUGUGAAUGUCCAUUCUACUCUUAUUCUCUUUCUAUGGGUCCAAUCCAGCUCCCUUUGCACUGUAAUUCCUCUACCAGCAUGGCAACAUUAACCUAUUGGUUUUAGUCAACAGUUUGUUGGCAGAAAUUAUGGCCUGGAUAGUUUUUGAAUGCAAAUAAAUCCUUUUACACUUAAUUUUCUCUAUUGAAGGAAGCCUGUAUUAGUAUUUGGAAGAUGUAUAAAUGAUUCAUAGUGUUCUUAGUAUUUCAUAAUUGCAUUGCAGAACAGAUUUUUAACAUAGCCAUAUUUAAAGGGGAAGUCAAAAAUAUAUCAAAUUUGGCAGAAAACUGCUGCCACACUGCUCUACAUAGACAGAAACUACCAAGCAAGUUACCCUUAAGGCCACUCCUCAAUCAGUGAUGUCAGAGUAGGUGUUUUGCCUGACAGCGAAUGGAGAACGCCUGUUGUGACAUCACAAAUAGGGGCCAGAAUUGAAAAAGUCUACUUCUACAUUAUUUGAUUCAGUCGUCACUUACCCUUUAGUCAUAUUUAACUUCCUCUAUUAGUGAUUUUGGAUGUUUAAUCCGGAUUUGGUUGAAAAGACAAUUCAACAGUAGCUUUGUUGCUGCCAACAUUAAAGCCUUAAAAAGUUAUCAAACCAUUUCUAAACCCCGUCUCAAACCCUUUAGUUUCAGGUGCCUUAAUGUAAUGAGUAAUGCAUUAUUUGUGUAUCAACGGUCAUCUUUUUAUGUUGUUGGUUUGUUUUCACUAUUAAGGAAAGUAACUCUUUAAAACAUUGUGUGGUGUAUAGUGGCGUGUUUUAUUCGCCUGAGUAAAGUACUCUCCUGGUCUCGCUUUGCUGUCAUGGAGAUUUCUGGAUUAAAACACCUGAUGGAAGAUUUAAAAGAAAGAAAAGAAAUCAGUCCACCGUGACUCUUUUGAGUGUCAUGAAUGUGGACGUCAGUAGGUCAAAUGUGGACAUCAUGCAUUAGCUUCAUGUUUGGUUUAAAGGCUUUAAUGAAGGGAACAAUAUUUGCCGAUGUGUUUUUUUUUUAAGUUACCAACUCAGUUCAAAAUGACCCCUUUUUUCAUAUCAUGUCAUUGUCUCAAAACGGCAUCAUAUUUUCUGUAAAUGGGACACAGCAAAAUAAAGAAUUAAAGAUGCAUCACUGCUGGUGUUAAAAGCUGAAUAUGCAUAUUGUAUACAUUUUAUUCUAACAAGGGACAUAAGUUAAUUUUAUACAAAGGUUUCCAUUCUUUUAGUGGAUGUUUCAUUGUUCUAAAUAAUCAUCCCAGUUAUUUAUUAAAGCAGUUUUGACACAUCUUGA